Messenger RNA from Ipomoea triloba (trilobed morning glory), 1726 nucleotides. RefSeq names its product leucine-rich repeat extensin-like protein 6. The transcript is spliced from 2 exons. Gene Ontology annotation, molecular function: protein binding. NCBI's taxonomy places the organism in Eukaryota, Viridiplantae, Streptophyta, Magnoliopsida, Solanales, Convolvulaceae. The coding region runs from base 71 to 1264 and encodes 397 amino acids. The record is from RefSeq and is a predicted model, not a curated record.
CUCCAUCCAACUGGCACAUAAUACAUACACAUCCAUCUCUCAAACACACAACAUACACUCCAAGAAAACCAUGAAGUUCAUCAUCAACCCUAAACUCUUCAAGCUCCCCUUUUAUGGCUUCUUCUUCUUCCUCCUCUUCUUCUCAAAACCCUCCCAUCAAGCCUACGAUGCGCCCCCUGAUUUCCCAUUUGAAAACCCUAGACUUUACAAUGCUUUCAUCGCUCUCCAAGCUUGGAAACAUUCCAUCACUGCAGACCCCAAGAACUUCACCAAGGAUUGGUAUGGGCCCCACGUGUGCAACUACACCGGAGUUUACUGUGCUCCGGCGCCGGAUGACAAGGAGAUCCGUACAGUCGCCGGGAUUGACCUAAACCACGCAAAUAUUUCCGGCACAUUGCCGGAGGACCUCGGCCUCCUCACCGACUUGGCGCUUUUCCAUAUAAACUCCAACCGGUUCACCGGAACUCUCCCCCGGAGCUUCUCCCACCUCCGCCUCCUUUUCGAGCUCGACGUCAGCAAUAACCUCCUCUGCGGCGAGUUCCCCGCCGUCGUCCUUUCUCUCCCGUCGCUCAAGUUCUUGGACAUCCGGUACAAUCAAUACCAAGGAAAGAUUCCCAAGGAGGUUUACGACCUGAAACUCGAUGCCCUAUUCGUGAACCACAACAAUUUCACCGUCACUUUGCCGAGGAACUUGGGGAACUCACCAGUUUCAGUUCUUGUUUUCGCGAACAACAACCUCCGAGGAUGUCUGCCGCCGAGCAUAGCCAAAAUGCGGAAAACCCUCAGCGAGAUCAUCCUAAUGAACGUGAGCUUGGGCGCGUGUUUGCCGGACGAGAUAGGGCUUCUGAAGGAGCUAAAAGUGUUCGACGUCAGCUUCAACAACCUCGUCGGAAGCCUACCGGAAUCCAUGGGGAAGCUGAAAAAGCUAGAGCAGCUCAACGUGGCGCACAACAAACUCUCCGGCGAGAUUCCGGCGAGCAUCUGCGAGCUGCCGAGGCUGAAAAACUUCACCUACUCCUACAACUACUUCUGCAGUGCACCGGAGAUUUGCCGGAAAGUGAAGCACAAAAAUGACAAAAAGAAUUGCAUUCCUUAUUGGCCUCAUCAAAGGUCGCCGGAGACAUGUAAGGCCUUUUACUCUAAACCGGUGGAUUGUAGUGUCUUGGGUUGUCGGCCCAAAAGCCCACCGCCUCCUCCGCCGCCAUCGCCGCCUCCUCCUUCUCCCCCACCACCCCCUCCCCCACAUCAUUACCACUAUCUCUAAUCAAGACCAUUGAUUAUUGGUACAAAUUUUCAAUUGUGUGAUUUAACUUGAUUGGGUGCAUGCAUGGUAGAUUCAAUUCUUACAUGGGGAAAUGACAAAUUUGGAUCUUUAAAUUAUAAAAAGUAACACUUUUAUCUAUCAAUUAUAUCAGUGAUCAAGUGAGUUUUUCCGAGAUUUUUCUGUCUCUGGAUUUUGUAAGAGACGAAAAGUAGUAACGAUGGAAUUGACCGACCAAAAGUGUUAUUUUCUUAUAAUUUAAGGGUUAAUGUGUUAUUUUUCUUUUGUAUAUUGUGGUACAAGACAGGGAAAAAAGAAGCGUGAGAUACAUGUAAGGAAUAUUUCUGUUUCAGUGUAUUAGUUUUUUUUUUUUUUUUUGGAUUAGUUUUAACCAAAGCAUUGACUUUGAUCAUAUUGUAAUAAAAAUAAAGUAAUAAUGUUAUUAUAUUUCUGUUGUUGCAGUAU